GUCUUUUUGUGCGCUCGCCUCCAGCAGUUUCUGGCGCUCUCUUUACUUGAGGGCUCUCUAGUCCGUUCCUCGAAGCCCGCUUUCGCCUCUUUAACCACGGACUUAUUGGUUUAAUUCCACAGCUGCGCCUCCCCACUUCGGUAACAUUCAACCCCGCCACAGGCAGCUCAAUACCCACAACCUUCGAGACAAAAACGCGCCCGCGCCUCGCUUCCGAUAACAUACCACAUACGCAAUGCCUCCAAAGAAGAAGGGAAAUAAGAAGGCCCAGGACGACUGGGAGGCUGACCUCGGCGAGUCCGUCACACCGCAGGAUGCCACCGCAGAACCCCAGGCCGAAGAGCCUGCGCCAGAAGAGGAUGCCCUGGGAGGUGGCCUGAUGGCUGCUAUCCAAAAGCGAGGGAAGAAAAAGAACAAGAAGGGCGCAGACCAGGACUGGGUAGAAGGCGAAGACCCGACCGCUGAUGGCACAAAUGGAGGCCUGGCUGCUAAGGCACCAGAGGAGGCGAAUUUCGACGACGAUGAUGUCUUCGCCGGCAACUUCAACCCCAAGAAGGCGAAGCCCGCGGAGGAGAAGAAGGACGAAUCAAAGGAAGCUAAGACGGAUGAUGGGCCGCGAGUGAAAACGAAGGCUGAGAAGGAGAAGGAGAAGAAGGAGAAAGAAAAGCAGCGGAAAAAGGAGAUGGCCGCGAAGAAGAAAGCCAGCGCUCCCACAAAGACCGAACCUGCGAAGCCCGCCGAGGCGAUACCUACCGAUACCCCCUCGCCCGCUGCUCAGCCCGCCGCUGUUCCCGCUGCUGGCCCCGCUGGUAAGAAGAAGAAGAUACCCGCCGCACUUGCUGCGAUUCAGAAACAACAAGAAGAGCGACGGAGACAAGAAGAGGAACGCGCUCGGCUCGCAGCCGAGGAGAAGGCUAGGAUUGAGGAGGAAGAGCGGCAACUGGCAGAGGAAGAGAAAAAGAAGGCAGAAGCCAAGGCGCUCAAGAAACAGAAGGAAAAGGAGAAGAUUGAGCAGCUGAAGAAGGAGGGCAAGUACCUUACCAAGGCACAAAAGGAAGCCAAGGCCAGGAGUGAAGCUCGACUAAAACAGAUGCUCGAGAGCGGAGCUGCAAAGGUUGAAGCGCUCGAACAGCCUACGGAGAAGAAGAAGCCUGUCUAUGACAACCGGAAGAAGAAGAAGAGCCAGGCUGAGGUCCAGAAAGAAAAGGAGGCCGAAGAGGCGGCGAAGAAGCUCGAAGAACUCAAGGUUGCCGAGGAGCAAGCCGCUGCCGCUGAAGCCGAAGCCCAAAGGGCACAAGAAGAGGCUGAGGCAAAGAAAGCCGAGCUGAGUGAAUCUGGCGAAGACUGGGAAGUUCAGGCUGACGCUAUGGAGGGUGUCAAGGAUAGUUGGGACGUAGAUACGGAUGAAGAGGAGGAGAGGAAGGCGAAGGCGAAGGAAGCCAAAGCUGCCGCUGAAACAAAACCUGCGAAAGCAGCCCCCUCCAGAGGUGCCGAAUCAACUUCAGAAUCCGAAGAAGAUAGCGAGGAGGAAUCUUCGGACGAAGAAGAGGGUACCGCCGCGCAGAAGGCUGAAGCCGCGCGAAAGGCAGCCGCCGCAGAACGGCGAAGGAAACAACACGAAGAGGCUUUAGCGGCACGUUCCAAAGACAACCUCCGGUCUCCCAUUUGCUGUAUUCUCGGUCACGUCGACACCGGUAAAACAAAGCUGCUUGACAAGAUCCGGCAGACUAACGUUCAAGAAGGCGAGGCUGGUGGUAUCACUCAACAGAUUGGUGCUACUUACUUCCCCAAGGAGGCGUUGGUGAAGAAGACAGCUGUAGUCAACAAAGACGACUCUUUCAUCUUCAAUGUUCCCGGCCUGCUCGUUAUUGAUACGCCUGGACACGAGUCUUUCACGAACCUACGUUCCCGCGGUUCCUCGCUAUGUAACAUCGCCAUUCUAGUUAUCGAUAUCAUGCAUGGUCUCGAGCCACAAACAUUAGAGUCAAUGCGGUUACUUCGAGAAAGACGGACGCCUUUUAUUGUCGCGCUCAAUAAAAUCGAUCGUCUGCUCGACUGGAAGAAGAUCGACAACAACGGUUUCGAAGACAGCCUUAGCCUUCAGAAAGACCGGGUGAAGAGAGAAUUCGAGGACCGAUGGAACUUCGUGCACACCCAGCUGCAAGAGCAAGGUUUCAACUCGGAGCUCUUCUAUAAAAACAAGAAUAUGUCACGAUACGUGUCGGUGGUUCCCACAUCUGCACAUACCGGCGAGGGUAUUCCAGACAUGCUCAAGCUCAUCAUCAAGCUCACGCAAGAGCGCAUGACAACGAAUCUGAUGUAUCUCUCCGAAGUCGAGUGCACCGUUCUGGAAGUUAAGGUCAUCGAAGGUCUCGGCACGACUAUCGACGUUGUCCUUUCCAACGGUGUUCUACACGAAGGUGACCGCAUAGUGCUCUGCGGUAAUCCGGAGCCUAUAGCAACAAAUAUUCGAGCCCUUCUCACACCGGCCGAGAUGAAGGAACUCCGUGUCAAGUCUCAGUACGUCCACAACAAAGAGGUCAAAGCUGCCAUGGGUAUCAAGAUUGCUGCCGAUGGUCUUGAUUCCGCAAUCGCUGGUUCGCGACUACUCGUGGUUGGUCCAGAUGACGACGAGGACGAUCUCCUGGAUGAAGUCAUGGGUGACCUGGCCCACCUCCUCAGCAAAGUCUCCAAGACUGGCCGCGGCGUAUCAGUCCAAGCGUCCACCCUUGGUUCCCUCGAAGCCUUGCUAGAGUUCCUGCGCGUGUCUAAGAUCCCUGUUGCCACUAUCUCCAUCGGUCCUGUAUAUAAGAAGGACGUCCUACGUGCCGGUAUCAUGCUAGAAAAAGCUCCCGAAUACGCUGUUAUGCUUUGCUUCGACGUCAAGGUCGACAAGGACGCGCAAGCAUACGCCAACGAGAUCGGAGUCAAGAUUUUCGAAGCCGAUAUCAUCUACCACCUCUUCGACAAGUUCACGUCUCACAUGAAGCAGCUGGAGGAGAAGAAGAAAGAGGACUCGAAAAUGCUGGCCGUGUUCCCGUGCAUCCUCAAUCCGGUCGCCGUUUUCAACAAGAAGGACCCAAUCGUUGUGGGUGUGGACGUCGUUGAAGGCAAUCUCAAGAUGACGACGCCUAUCGCUGCGAUCAAGAAGAAUCCUGUUACGGGUGUCAAGGAAAUCAUCGACCUAGGUAGAGUCACCUCCAUCGAGCGCGAUCACAAGCAAAUCCAGGUCUGCAAAAAGGGUCAGCCCUCUGUCGCCGUCAAGAUCGAAGGCCCUAACCAACCCCUCUACGGCCGCCACCUGGAAGAGAAGGAUACACUGUACUCGCACAUCUCACGAGAGUCUAUCGACACGCUCAAGAAGUACUUUAGGACCGAUGUCUCUCAAGAUGAGUGGAAGUUGAUCGUGCAUCUGAAGAAGGAGUUCGAUAUCCUAUAAGCGAGCGGCAGUGAUCAAAGAGAUGGGCCGAUGUGUAUGAUUCGUAUUUAGUGGGCUAGCUAGGUAUGUGCAGUUUAUCACUGCUCUUUCUAGACUGUAAUGUUUCUCUGCUCUGGACAUGGCUUUGUACUCUGGUUGGCGUUUGUGCAUCGGUCGGCGCGUUUUCUUGGUGUCCUGUCACUUUAGGGAUGCUGGAGGCGUUAAAAGCAGCAUCACGUAGGUAUAUGCAUGCAUCAUCCCAAGCUUUUUCUCUGCGUCAAACGCUGGACGAUC
This is a messenger RNA of Trematosphaeria pertusa, 3712 nucleotides long. RefSeq lists its product as uncharacterized. Bases 236 to 3439 code for a protein of 1067 amino acids. Lineage: Eukaryota; Fungi; Ascomycota; Dothideomycetes; Pleosporales; Trematosphaeriaceae. The transcript is spliced from 3 exons. The record is from RefSeq and is a predicted model, not a curated record. Gene Ontology annotation, molecular function: GTP binding; GTPase activity; translation initiation factor activity.